UGUCUGGAGGCCGGAGAAGAAAGGCUGGUUUGCUUUUUAAGGAGCGCCAAGCAGUUCCUGACGCGACUCGGCUCUCAGAGGCUCCAGAAAAAAACCAACCCUGCCGGCUGUUUAGCUAGGAAAAUUAAGUCCCGGGAGUUCUUUUUAUAGCCACAAAGCAGCAGGAAAGUUCAGAGUAGGCGCGGUUGGGCCUCUCAGCGCUACCCUUCACGUAGUCGCGCACAGAGGUCCCCUUUUUCUGCUUGGCAGAAUGCGAGGCUUCGGUGACCGAGGCCGCGAUCGUGAUCGCGGAGGGUUUGGUAGCCCUCUGCCUCCUAAAAAAUUUGGAAACCCAGGAGAGCGUUUGCGUAAGAAGAAGUGGGACUUGAAUGAAUUACCCAAAUUUGAGAAAAACUUUUAUGUUGAACAUCCGGAAGUAGCCAGACUCACUCCUUAUGAAGUUGAAGAGUUGAGAAGAAAGAAAGAGAUUACUGUAAGAGGGUCAGAUGGCUGCCCCAAGCCCGUAUUUGCCUUUCAUCAGUGUAACUUUCCACAAUAUGUGAUGGAUGUCUUGAUUGACCAGCAUUUUACUGAACCAACUCCAAUUCAGUGUCAGGGCUUUCCCUUGGCCCUUAGUGGGCGUGAUAUGGUGGGCAUUGCACAGACUGGCUCUGGGAAAACAUUGGCAUAUUUGCUACCUGCAAUUGUUCAUAUAAACCACCAACCAUAUUUGGAAAGGGGAGAUGGUCCAAUUUGUUUAGUUUUAGCUCCUACCCGAGAACUGGCGCAACAAGUCCAACAAGUAGCUGAUGAUUAUGGUAAAUGUUCAAGAUUGAAGAGUACCUGUAUAUAUGGAGGAGCACCCAAAGGUCCCCAAAUUAGAGACUUAGAAAGAGGUGUUGAAAUUUGUAUUGCUACACCUGGUCGUCUGAUUGAUUUCCUGGAAGCAGGGAAAACUAAUCUUCGCCGCUGUACAUAUCUUGUACUGGAUGAAGCUGAUAGAAUGCUGGAUAUGGGUUUUGAACCUCAGAUUCGUAAAAUUGUUGAUCAGAUACGGCCUGACAGACAAACACUCAUGUGGAGUGCCACUUGGCCAAAGGAGGUGCGCCAGCUGGCUGAGGACUUCCUGCAUGAUUAUGUCCAGAUCAACGUGGGGAACUUAGAGCUGAGUGCCAAUCAUAAUAUCCUGCAGAUAGUGGAUGUGUGCAUGGAGAGCGAAAAGGAUCAUAAAUUAAUACAGCUGAUGGAAGAAAUUAUGGCUGAAAAGGAGAAUAAAACUAUUAUCUUUGUGGAAACAAAACGGCGAUGUGAUGACCUAACACGAAGAAUGCGUAGAGAUGGUUGGCCAGCUAUGUGUAUUCAUGGAGACAAGAGUCAACCUGAACGAGAUUGGGUGCUUAAUGAAUUUCGUUCUGGAAAGGCUCCUAUCCUCAUUGCCACAGAUGUUGCAUCUCGUGGGCUAGAUGUGGAAGAUGUGAAGUUUGUGAUAAACUACGACUAUCCAAACAGUUCAGAGGAUUAUGUGCAUAGAAUUGGCCGUACUGCCCGUAGUACCAACAAAGGCACUGCCUACACAUUCUUCACACCAGGAAAUCUGAAACAGGCUAGAGAGUUAAUAAAAGUUCUAGAAGAAGCCAAUCAAGCCAUCAAUCCAAAACUGAUGCAGCUUGUGGACCACAGAGGUGGUGGUGGUGGAGGAGCUGGUCGUUCUCGUUACCGCACAAGCAAUUCAUCCAACAAUCCUAAUUUGAUGUACCAGGAGGAGUGUGAGCGAAGGCUCCGGGGAGUUAAGGAUGGCCGAAGAGACUCAAGUAAUUUCCGAGAACGUGAUCGCAGUGACAGUUUUGCCAAUGGAGCCAACAAAGCCUAUGGUGGUACUUAUGGAAAUGCAAGUUCUGCGUUUGGGGCACAGCAAGGCCAAUAUGGUUAUGCCCAGGGAGCCUAUGGAACUGCAGCUUAUGGAACAAGUGCUUAUGGGGCAGAAUAUAGUGCUGCUGGGUAUGGGGGAGCCAGCACUGCCACUGCUGGAAGAAACUCACAAAGCACCAACCAACAGCAGCAAUAUGCAGGGAUGGGCCGUUCAGGCCAGCAGCCACAGCCUCUCAUGUCACAACAGUUUCCUCAGCCUCCUGGCACCAGUGUGAUGGGCUAUAUGGGUCAGACGGCCAGCUACCAGUAUCCUCCACCGCCACCACCCCCUCCUCCUUCACGCAAAUGAAGCCACUUCAUUUAGUGGUUGUCAGUCAAGAUUUGCAUCCCUUUCUCAUUUUUUCUGUCUCUUCCCCUUCCCAACCCCAUCUCCAUUGGGAUGUUUUUCUUAAUGCAGGUUAGCUUUAGAGUUUAUCAUCCAAAUUCUGCCCACAAAAAUGGUCUUGGUACACAUUACUGAUUU
This is a messenger RNA of Protobothrops mucrosquamatus (brown spotted pit viper), 2371 nucleotides long. It is a transcript of the gene DDX17, whose product is annotated as DEAD-box helicase 17. The transcript has 13 exons. Lineage: Eukaryota; Metazoa; Chordata; Lepidosauria; Squamata; Viperidae. Gene Ontology annotation, cellular component: ribonucleoprotein complex; cytoplasm; nucleus. The record is from RefSeq and is a predicted model, not a curated record. Bases 251 to 2197 code for a protein of 648 amino acids. Gene Ontology annotation, biological process: alternative mRNA splicing, via spliceosome. Gene Ontology annotation, molecular function: RNA helicase activity; RNA binding; ATP binding.